This is a messenger RNA of Panicum hallii, 407 nucleotides long. RefSeq lists its product as uncharacterized. Bases 39 to 407 code for a protein of 122 amino acids. NCBI's taxonomy places the organism in Eukaryota, Viridiplantae, Streptophyta, Magnoliopsida, Poales, Poaceae. The record is from RefSeq and is a predicted model, not a curated record. The transcript has 2 exons.
CCCUCAGCCACCCAGGCUGCCCUCUCCGCCGCCGGGCGAUGCUGGCCCACGCCGACGCCAGAGUGGCCGCUCUGGAGGCACAACUCCAAGCCCUCCAACAAGCAGCGAACAGCGCGGACGAGGCCGUGAAUGCCAGAGGUGCCUUGCUUAUCGACCGCUUGCAGGACAUCCCAAAUCGCGUCAGGGAGGUCGCCACCCACGGGGUUCGCCAGGGGGCUGCAACUGCUCUGUCCAUUGCACAGGUCCGCUUCGGGCAUGAGCUUCGCUAUUUGCAGCCUGGCUUCCCAGGGGAGGAUGAUCCAGCAGAUUACGACGAGCUGAUCAACGACUUCGAAGGAGCUGCAGAGGCCGUUGGCAAUAUAGUUGAUGAAGAUGGUGCUGUAAAUAAUGUUUUCUUUGGUCGUUAG